UUUUAUAGAAUAUGAGAUGAAUCAAUUGCUGUAAAAAAAAGACAUUUGUUUUUGAAAAGAAGUUAAUGUAAUUUGUAACAUGUGACUACUUACUCUUUUGAAUAUGAUUAUAUAUGUAUUUUUUUCAUUAAUUGAUUUAUUAUACUGUGCAUAAAAAUGUUAAGGAAAGGUAAGAUAAUUUAAAAAUUAUCUUAUUUAAUAUUUUCCGAAAUACUUUAUAUUUUAUAUUAAAAUAAAGUUAUAUAAAAUAUUUUGUGAACUAUUGAUAUUUUUAACACUUCAGAUUUGACUAAUAGGAAUUGGCGCAGUAAUUAUUGCGCAAUAAUUUUUAUAAAAGAUUAAUUAUUGACAUUUUUUUGGUCCGUUACUGUCAUGCUGAAUAAUUAGAGAAAGUAUAUUAUAUAAGAAAUUGUUGAGAAUUCUAUUUAAAAAAAAAAUCGAUCUCCAUAUUUCUGUGUAUAUUGAAAAUAUUGCUACUACAUUACGUGCCUCUCUAUAAAACUUUGCAGCUUCAAUCUUUUUUCUUCGAAAUAACAGAUACGCAAGUGCACAAAUUAAAUACCAUCUUGUAUGUGUACAUAUAUAUCUAUAUAUAUACACAAGAUAUAUGUGCAUACAUGAUACGCGCAUGCACGUCCGCAUGUGUGUGUACGUGUGCGUGUGUGUAUAUGUUGGUAAUGUGUUCGUGAAUUUGAAUAAGAGAGACAGAAAAGUACAGAUGUAUUCUUCAAAAUUCACAAUUGCUUUCUUUUGAAAAGAAAAAUUGAAUUACAAUUACGUAAUGAUUUAAAGAAAUUAUAAUAUUUUAAAGUGAAAUUGCUUUACAGUAAAUUAUGAUUAUAAAAAAAUUAAUAUUUGUUAAUACAUCUCUGUCUUUAUGUACCCGGUUUGCUAUUUAAGUAACCGGUAAGGCGUAGAGCGAUUAUUAAAAUGGUAUCAUUUAAAAUCUUUGACGGGAAAGAUUGCUUGGUAAUUAAGUUUUCAUUUCAAUACAGAAUAAAAAGAACUUGAUUUGAAACUUCGAAACAAACACCUAUGUACUUUUCUUCUUAAUUUUCAUUUUAAACUUGUUUCACCUUAGACAGACGCGCAUACUGGUAAACAGACUUGAUUGAAAGAACGCAACUGAUCAUUCCGACAGAUACUGAUACGUAUGAAGGAAUAGAAACGUUUACAUUUUUCAGUCGUACAGAAAAACAUAAUGGAAAUCUAUAAAAAAAAAUUGUAUUACUUUAUACUUUAGAUCGAUCAUUAAUGUUAUUACCAUAUUACGUUAAUAAAGUAUAUUAAAUCAUAUAAAUCAUAUGUCAAUUAAUACUUGUGUUAGUUUUGUUAUUAAUACCAGAAUUAGGUGAUUGUACAUUAACAUUAUUUAAGAUGAAACUGUAUUUGCGAAAGGUUGAAUCUUUAUUUCUAACUUAUACUAACCAAAUGAAUAAAAAAAUGUGGGAGAUGAAUUGUAAUCAAUUAUAACGAAAUAGAUAAAGGUGAAAAUAAUUUGUAGUAAUUGAAUUUAUGAAUUGAAAUAAUAUUACCUAAAGAGAGAUUUUUAACGCAUAAAAGCAAAAUAAUUUCUGUAACUAUUGUAUUUCUCAAUGAUUUUAAUUUUGUUUAUGUAUUAUAUACGCAAAAUGUACAGGAUAUGUUAUGGCAUAACAUAAAUAUCUUGUACAUUUUGGAUUGCAUCGUUAGAAUGCAGAAUUUAUAUACCAAGUGAUUACACAUUUUGAAAAUUAAGUUCUAUGAAAAUGAUUAUAUUGUACGCGCGCGCACACGCACACACAUACCUACAUGUGAGAACAAGAAUGAAUUUAAUCCACCACAUGACAAUUUGCAUAAAUAUCUGAACUAACUUAAUUUUAAUAAAUCGUUUAAUAUUAACAAAUUUUGAUACAAAAAAUAUGCAGUAUAUUAUACAAGUUGUCCCUGAAAUAAAUGGACGAAUUGAGGGAACGUAUAUAUUCUUCAAUUAAUUUACAAUUGAUUUGUCUUCAGUAUUUUCUCACUUUUGCCAAAAGGAUCGUUCAGCUGUGCAAUAGUGUGAGUCAAUGUAUGUAGGUCUUCACUUUCACUCUUCAGCCAUUCGUGUUUAUAGCACUUGAUGUAAUCGCAUUCCGAUAUUUUGCGAUAUUAAGAAAAGUUGUUUUGUUGCCUCAGUCAGACGUCGCUACUACCGUCGGAUAGACCUAAACCUCGGUUAUUACAUAAAUGUAUAUAACGAAUAUUAAUUUCGAAAGAGAAUUCAAAAGUGGUAAUAUUUAUUUGAGAUCAAUCGUAUUGUGAAGAAAACAGGCACGUGUCAUUUUGAUCUACGGAUUUUACAUAUGUUAAUUGCCCAACAGGUUUUUUUAUCAGUUAAGAAUAUAUAACUUGUGCAAUUUAAAUACAGUCUAAUUUUAUAAAGACAUUAGCUAUGAACGAAUUAAAUUGCUCUUACGAGCGUUUAAAGUUCGACGAAGCCUGCGUAAAUGUGAUAUCUGACAAAGGAAAUUCUAAUAAGUGGCUCUAUUCGCUCUCUUCAGAUUGCUUAUCGUGUCCGUAUGAACGAAUAGCGCAGAUUUCAAGCAAUAUUAAUUUAAAAUUCAGUACGAUAAAAACAUUAAAAUGGAGAGUAUUAAAUAAUAACGGAAAUAAGGAAUAUGUAUCUACUAAAAAUACAAGCAAUAUUGUUUGCGAACUGACGCCAAAUCUAGGGCAAUAUGGUUUAUACGAAUUGGAGGUACAAAACAACACUUGUAACUUUAGGACAACGAAAAAUCCAACAUAUCCAUACACAGAACUUUUUAUUGCUUUGGGAGUAAUUGUAUGUAUCUUAAGUGGUAUAUCUGCUGGAAGAUCUUUAUGGUACAUAUUUAAAAGACGAUGCGUUAAAAACGCCAAGGAUGAAUCGAAUAAUAAAAUAUCAACGAAACGUCGCAUAAAAGCAAUCGAUACAUUCAGAGGGGUCAGUACUCUCUUCAUGAUUUUUGUUAAUGAUGGUUCCGGUAGUUAUACCAUAUUGGAACACACAACUUGGAAUGGCAUGUUACUAGGAGAUCUAGUAUUUCCUUGUUUUAUAUGGAUCAUGGGUGUUUGCAUUCCCAUAGCUUUGUCGGCGCAGUUGAAGCGCGGCGUUUCCAAGCGUCAAAUCGGUUAUUCUAUUUUAAAGAGAAGUUUCCUACUGUUUCUGAUAGGCGUUGCGCUGAAUACAUUAGGAACAGACGCGCAGUUGGAAAACAUACGAAUAUUUGGAGUUCUUCAACGAUUCGGAGUUACUUAUCUAGUCGUUGGUCUAGUGUAUCUUUGCUUUCCGCCCCAACAGUCAAAAACUCUUCAGAAAUCCUCGUCAAUUUGGAUAAUACGCGAAAUGCAAGACAUAUUAAGUCUCUUACCACACUGGUCCGUAAUGCUGAUUUUAGUAAUUGUACACUGCGCCUUAACGUUUAGUCUUCCAAUCCCCGGAUGUCCCGCCGGGUAUCUUGGACCAGGCGGAAGGCACGAAGAUGGUGCGUAUUUUAACUGUACCGGAGGUGCGGCUGGAUAUAUUGAUAGAACUGUACUGACUUUAAAUCAUAUUUAUCAAAGGCCAGCUAUUAAAUCUGUUUAUGGAUCCGGUCCUUUUGAUCCGGAAGGAAUUUUAGGAUGUCUCACAGCAAUAUUUCAAGUAUUUCUAGGCGUGCAUACUGGUAUAAUUCUAAUGAUGUAUAAAGAUUGGAAAGGACGUGUCGUCAGAUGGCUUUUGUGGGCAGCAUUUUAUGGUUGCUUGGGCUGUGCCUUUCAUUUUACCAACACUAUACCGGUCAAUAAAAAUUUGUGGUCUUUGUCAUUUGUAUUCGUUUCAACAUCUUUUGCUCUGGCUUUCCUUUCUGGCUGUUACUUGUUGAUUGACGUCACUCAAGUUUGGCGAGGUGGUCCCUUCAGAAUACCCGGCAUGAAUGCAUUGGUGUUAUAUGUGGGUCAUAAUAUGUGUUACCAAAUCUUUCCAUUCCACUGGAGGAUCGGUGCCAUGGACAGCCGUAUUUUAUGUUUAAUUGAAUCAAUUUGGGUAGUAAUUCUCUGGGCGAUUAUUGCAUAUAUUAUGCAUCGUAAACGAACAUACAUCACACUCUGAAUUACAUCUAUACGUAAUGUAAUUCCAAUUUAGUUUACGUAUAAACGAUACAGACUGUUACUGUAUUUAUGAGAUUAAAAAUUAUACACAUGUUAAAGAUAAAUAAUUACACAUAAGACAAUAAUGCAGGAACAUGUUUACAAUAAAGCAAAACUUAAAUUUAAUUAAUAAUAAACUAUUAAUUCAAUAAUACGUACGUUUCCUAUAUAAAAAUGACCUGUAUAAAAUCCUAUAUAAAAUUGACCACAUUGUACUUUCGAGGAUAAUUAGAUAGUUUUUAUUAGCAUUAUCAAUUUUAUAAAUAAUUUAUUUUACAACUUGGAUAAGUAAUACAGUGAUAGAGUCAGGUAACAAGAUUAACAAAUAUACGCAUGUAUACACAUA
Wasmannia auropunctata (little fire ant) is the source of this 4474-nucleotide messenger RNA. RefSeq names its product heparan-alpha-glucosaminide N-acetyltransferase. The coding region runs from base 2414 to 4090 and encodes 558 amino acids. The transcript has 11 exons. Lineage: Eukaryota; Metazoa; Arthropoda; Insecta; Hymenoptera; Formicidae. The record is from RefSeq and is a predicted model, not a curated record.